Messenger RNA from Gadus macrocephalus (Pacific cod), 4704 nucleotides. RefSeq names its product transmembrane serine protease 7 (gene tmprss7). Gene Ontology annotation, molecular function: serine-type endopeptidase activity; protein binding. NCBI's taxonomy places the organism in Eukaryota, Metazoa, Chordata, Actinopteri, Gadiformes, Gadidae. The record is from RefSeq and is a predicted model, not a curated record. Gene Ontology annotation, biological process: proteolysis. The coding region runs from base 635 to 3178 and encodes 847 amino acids. The transcript has 18 exons.
UUGAAAAGGAUAAGGGAAUAAUGCCUCUAGAACACAAAACAAUUCUGAUUUUGCUUCCUUUCUGACUCCUCUAAUAGGUUAAGCCUUCCGUUAUAUUAAAUAAGUUUUCUGCAGCAGUGGAAUUUUUGGGAUUCACAAAUAUUGAAUGUGUGCUUUAACUCCCUUAUUUGUGAAUCGAUUGGGACACAUUGUAAAAUUAAAUACAAUCAAACUAGCCCAUCCUUUUAAUUACAUUUAUAGUCAAUGUAUUUCACAAUUGUUGUUGGUUUCCUUUCCACAGACUGUAAGAUUAGCUGUCAAAUGAUCGACACCAUAGGCCUAACAAACCACUUCACACAAACGUGAAUAAAGAAGCAACCAAACCAGAUCCUUUGAGGGAAACUGUAGUAGGCCUGCCUAAUGCGGCCGGCACCGAGGUGGCCACAACUCACAGGUCUCUUGUUUCACGCACCCGUGCGCGCACAGGCACAGCUGCGCGUCCUGCACCAGACGGCUGAUCUCCGUGCCCACUUUCCUUUAAACUCGGCUCGGUGGAUUCGUUUUGGUUGUGGGUCCGUGGAGAACAGAAUGAAGCUCUACCCGUUGAAACACCGAUCUAUUCUCUGUUAAAGCCAAUCGAGGAUGUCUCCGUGUCAUGGGCACAGAGCGCAUGGACAAAGACACGGGGGGCGGUGAUGAAGACGUGCCUCCACCGUCUCACCUCGACAACGCCAGCGUCGCGGACGUGUCGGUGGAGGUGGCCACGGUCGACCACGCGCUGCAGAAGGUACGCAGGAAGUACCACCACACCCGGCACUGCCGCAAGAGGAGGAGCCGGAAGAAGAGGUUCGAGGAGCUGUGGUCGGGGCUGUGGACAUACCCCUACCUGGUGGUGGUGGUGGUGACGGCCGUGGUGUUCGCCGUGGUGGUGACCGUCUGGGCGCUGCUCUGGGUCUUCACAUUCCGCAGGGAGAGCAACAACGGAGUGUACUUUGCGGGGAUGAUCCGCGUGGCCAAUGAGGAGUUCAUCCCCGAGUAUCGCCACGCAGACUCCACUGAGUUCCUGUCCUUGGCCAAGAAGAUAGAGCUAGUGCUGAGCAACGUGUACAAAGGGUCAUCAGCGGCGAAACUUUACAAGCAAGCUGUCAUUUCAGACCUCAGCAACAACAACCUGGGCGGCGUGCUGGUCCACUUCUGGAUGGUGUUCGAGGUGCCCCAGCUCAAGAGCCCCGCAGUGCGUGAGGAGUGGGUGGGGGCCAUCCUCCGGGACUCGGUACUCACCAGCCUGCAGAACCGCACCUCGGUGGGCUACCUGCUGGACCUGCCCGUGGACAUCGAGUCCAUCCUCAUCAACGCUGCCCAGCGCUCCGACUACACAUCAACAUCAUCAGGCUCGGAGUGUGUGGACAAGCCGUACGCGCCCCUCCCUGGGACCUCGGUGCCCCUGGAGCUGGACCCCCCGAGGGGCGGCGUGAGCUGCCACGUCAAGCUGACCUCGGCGCCGGGCUCGGUGGUGCGCCUCACCAUCAGCUCCUUCCUCAUCCAGCCCUCCGACUGUGUGGGCGACGCCCUGACGGUGUACGACUCCCUGCUGCCCAUGAGUGCGCGCACCCUGCACAGGGUGUGUGACCCGGUGACCGACCCCCUCUACCUGGUGUCCACGUCCAACGUCAUGCUGCUGUCCUUCCGCCUGGCCCCUGGGACCAAGCGCUUCAGGGGCCACUUCCAGGCCGUGGCGGAGGAAGCGUGUUUGUCUCACGUUGAGACCCAGGAGGGCGCCGGCUACACCGGACACAUCUACAGCCCCUUCCACCCCAGCCUGCUGCCAACCAAAUGCAUCUGCACCUGGCUGUUUGAGACUCCCAGCCCGUCUCUGGGCGUCAGCCUGAAGUUCCACAACUACGUCCUGAGACCCAAGUACCUGAAUCCCUGCACACACGGCUGGUGGAAGGUCAACCACCUCAUAUUCUGUGGCAGCUACGUGGGCUACUCCACGGUGUUCCGGAUCUCCCACCCCAGCCCGGAGGUGGAGUUCCGCUGCAGCUCGCGCCAGGCCCAGAUGCCCUUCCAGGCCGCCUACAGCAGCUACAACCUCAGCCAGCCGUGCGAUCAGGGCCACUUCCUCUGCUCCACGGGGUUCUGUGUGGAGAGGCAUCAGCGCUGCGACGGCCUGGACGACUGCCAGGACGAGAGCGACGAGCACUUCUGCUCCCCACCCAAUAAGAGCUGUGGUGGCCCAAGCCCACCCCACCCUCUGUACGUCUGCGACGGGCACAGCGACUGCAGCAAUGGCCGGGACGAGCUCAACUGCACCCAGGAGACCAGCUGCUCUGGGAUCAGCCACCAGUGCAGCAGCGGCACCUGCAUCCUGAAGAAGAACGCGCGGUGCGACGGCGUCCCAGACUGCCAGGACCGGAGCGACGAGGAGGACUGCGACUGUGGCCUCCCUUCCCCGGUGAGGAAGGUGGGCUCGUUCUCUAACCUGGACCGCAUUGUGGGCGGAGCCAACUCUCUGGAGGGGGAGUGGCCUUGGCAAGUGGGCCUGCUCUUCUCUGGGAACCUGUACUGUGGCGCCUCUGUGCUCUCUGCGGAUUGGCUGAUAUCUGCCGCCCACUGCUUCAGCAAAGAAAGGCUGGCGGAUCCCCGGUCGUGGAGGGCCCACCUGGGCAUGCUGACGCGGGGCGAGGCGCGGCACGUGGCUGAGAUCCAGCACGUCGUGGUGCACGAGUUCUACGACGCCAGCACCUUCGACUACGACGUGGCCCUGCUGCGGCUCCGGAGGCCCUGGCCCGCCUCGCUCGCCCCCCUGGUGCAGCCCGUCUGCCUGCCCACGCCCUCCUUCACCCCCGGCCCGCUGCGGCCCUGCUGGGUCACCGGCUGGGGCUACCGCUCCGAGGGCGACAAGGUGCUGCCGGCCGUGCUGCAGAAGGCCCAGGUGAGCCUCCUGAGUCCCAGUGAGUGUAAGAAGCGGUUUGAUCCGGUGACGGCCCGCAUGCUGUGCGCCGGGGUCCCGUCUGGAGCUCAGGACGCCUGCAACGGGGAUUCGGGGGGACCCCUGGCCUGCCAGGCCUCGGCGGGGGGCCGCUGGUUCCUCAUGGGCAUCGUGAGCUGGGGGUCCGGCUGUGGAAGACCCAGGCUGCCUGGGGUCUACACCCGAGUCAGCAAGCUCACGGCCUGGAUCCACCAGCACAUCACCUGACCCCGCUCAGCCUCCAGCAUAUACACUCUCAAACACACACACACUCUCAUACAUAUAUACUCUCACACACACACACACACACACACACACACACACACAUAUAGACUCUCUCACACACACACACACACACACACACACACACUCACACAUAUAUGCUUAUAUACACUCUCUCACUCACUCUCACACAUAUAGACUCUCACACACACACUCACACACACACACACACACACACACACACUCACACAUAUACACUUAUAUACACUUUCUCUCACUCACUCUCAAACAUAUACACUCUCACACAUACACACACCCUCACACACACACACUUUCUCAGGCCCCCGUCCAUACGGGUGAAAACUAUCGUUUUCCUUGGCAACGUUUCAGGAAAUUUCUCCGUAAAGAUGGACUCAUGCAAGAACGUAUGUAGCUGUAGAACCUCUGUAGUACAAGGCCUCUAGUGGAGCUGGUUCUGCACCAAAAAAAGAAGAAGACCAGGCGUAUCAAGCCUGCAUGCUGUAUACAAACAUACAGUCAAGGAGGAGAAAGCAGUUGUUAAACCUUGUAGAUUAAGCAGAAAAUACUUUUUAAUGUACAGUUCUAAUUACAUUUACGGGGCUGUAUUUAUAUCUACGAAAAUAAUACAAAUCUAACGUUGCCAUCUGGUGGGAAUCCUAACACGAAAACGCAUAGGGCCGUUUUUAUCUUAUCCACCCUGGGACCUGGUUUCAAAAAAGUGUGUUUUCGGCCACCAAAACGCCGGAUCCGUGUGGAUGGUCGUCCCAAACGCACAAGACUUCUGCAUUUCACAAAAAAAAAAUGUACGUGUGGACGGGGCCUCACUCUCUCAGCCUCCCACGUAUACGUAUACUCCCACACACACACUCUCACACAUAUACACUCUCUCACACACACUCUCUGACUCACCCACAUACACAUACACUCACACACACACUCUCUCUCACUCCCUCUCACACACACUCUUUCUCUCUCUCUCAUUCACUCACGCACACAGGGCCGUAGCACCAAAUUCUGGGCCCUGUAUACAAGAGGUACUGAUGGGGGGGGGGGGCUGCACAGACACACACACACACAUUCUCUCUCUCACGUACACAACCUCACACAAUCUCUCUCACACUCUACCUCAUACUCACACACACUCUCUUCGACAUAUGCAAACUCUCUUUCUCUCACGUAUGCACUCUCUCACACACGCACACACACACACACACACACACACACACACACUCUCUCUCUUGCACACACAAAAGCACUCACACAUACAAACACAAGUGGUUGUUUACCUGUCUGCACAUGGUCACCAGGGACAUGGGAGUAAAAUUACACUUUUGAAAUGUUUAUCGUUAUUAACAUUAGCAGAACAAUUUGUGAUGAUAUGUUUAUCUUCAGGUCGAAUCUGUGAAAAAAGUGUCAUUCAAUAAGUGCCCUUAAUUGCUCAUGGAAAUUCGAACAUUUUGUUUUUUUUCUGAAAGAAUAAUUCAAUAAAAUAAUUUGACAGUGAAUUUGAA